AUGUCUGACCCUUAUAACAACCACCAAUAUAACCAGUACGGGGGAGCCCCGCAGCACGGGCCUGGUCAGCCAAGCGGCGGAUAUUAUGACAGCCAUCAAAACUACAAUCAUCCUCCCGCACAAGGCCAGUAUGGACAGCCUCAGCAACAAGGUUAUUAUCCACCUGCGCCCUCUUAUGAUCCUCAACACCAACCCUCCCAUUAUUCCGGUCCUCCUCCAUCAUAUGGCCAACAAGGCUACGCGCCUUCGUAUGGCGCGCAGCAUCCACAGGGCGGAUACCCAGGUGAUCAAGGCUAUGGACAUGGCGGCCCCAUGAACUACCCACCACACGACCGUGGCCACUCGCCGUAUCCUCCACAGGACCAGCAACAUUCUCAGCAAGGCGCAAGUGCGUCAUACUACGGUGGUCAGCCGGAACAAUCUCAUCAAUCGAUGGGCACGCCCGUUCCUGCGGGACAAGAGGGCGAAAGAGGCUUAGGUUCGACUCUUAUCGGAGGCGCCGCCGGCGGAAUACUAGGUCGGAAAUUCGGCGGAGGAUUGCUUAGCACAGCGGGAGGCGCACUGGUAGGCGCCGCGGGGAUGAAUAUGGCCACUAAGAUGCACAAGAAGCACAAGAAGGAGAAGAAAAAGAAGCACCACAAGCACCACAAGCGUGGCUCGAGUUCUAGCUCCUCUAGCUCCAGCUCCAGCUCUUCUAGCAAUUAG
Aspergillus clavatus NRRL 1 is the source of this 705-nucleotide messenger RNA. Its product is annotated as putative glutamine-serine rich protein MS8. The transcript has 3 exons. The record is from RefSeq and is a predicted model, not a curated record. Bases 1 to 705 code for a protein of 234 amino acids. Lineage: Eukaryota; Fungi; Ascomycota; Eurotiomycetes; Eurotiales; Aspergillaceae.